Molecule: messenger RNA, 7168 nt
Organism: Pristis pectinata (smalltooth sawfish)
Lineage: Eukaryota; Metazoa; Chordata; Chondrichthyes; Rhinopristiformes; Pristidae
Biological process (GO): endoplasmic reticulum tubular network formation; neuron differentiation; brain development
Cellular component (GO): postsynaptic density; neuron projection
Source: RefSeq, a predicted model, not a curated record
UGCCCUCCCCGUCUGCGCUGCCGCACUGCUCAGUGGCUGUGAAACCAUUAAUCGAUGCCACUUCACCUCUCACCCUGAUCGUCGGGAUGGGUGGGAGGGCUCUUUUUAUUCCCCUUGCACUUCUGCGUUUGCCAUAAAGAGCUGCGGAGCCGAUUCACAGCCACUGAGCACGGAGCUCUGGGCGGAGUCCCCGGCCCCGGAGGAAAGGAGAAAGCCUAACAAACAACAAGAUUGCAACGAAACGUAUUUUUUUUUAAGAACAAGAAAGCAACAGAAGAUUUUAAUAAGCAAAACGGAGCAAUGGAAGAUCAGACCCAAUCAUCCCUCGUUACCUCCUCCAAAGGCACCGAAGCCAAUGUCGAUCCAUCCCCAGGAGCAGCGGCCAAGGGCUCGUCGGGAGUGUCUCUCGAGCGAUCUGUACGGCCGCCAACACUGCCCUCUGCACCACCACUGAGCAGUGCGAGCACCUCUGAGCCGGUGGGGACACUCUCGCCUUCUCCUGUCUCCUCUCCGCCCUGGACCAAGGCCACCGAGACCCCCGACGUCGUCUUGGAUCGAGGCCCUUCUUCUGCCUUGGUCCACCCCUCGAAGGAAGCUGCUCUGUCCAACACGGAGAAGGAGCUCUUGGGAGCGGCGGUCAUUCGGGGUAUGAGUGACCUGCAGAGGGCUGGUAAUGGCCCUGCGAUGGGAGCACCACUUGCUGGGCCUGAACCUGGAAGUGUCUUUGAGAACUACAGUUGGAUGAGUCAGCCUGGACUGAUAUUCAAGAAGGAGGAAGACCCACUGGUGACAGCAGAGGCCAGGACACAUCACCAAGUGGAGCUCGCAACCGGGAGAGACCAAGCCACGGGGGAGUCAGCCAAGAGUGACCCAUCCUCGAUCGACUCCUCGCAGGAAGAGGACUCAUUGGAGAGACUCACACCUGACUCGCCAUUUGAGGUGCUCGCUGAGGUGCAAGAGAAGGGGUCUUGCGAAGAAGCUCGUCUGAAGCCAUCGCCGGCUUCCAAAGAGCGCCAGGCAGCAUUGCAAGAGCCAAAGAAGUCUUUCUUCUUCACUGGAGCAAUCGAUAAAGGGCCAUCGGGUGGAAGCAAACUCGGGACGAGGGCGGAGGGCGGGAAUGGUCCCGGGGCGGAGGAUGAGAAGCCAAGCUCCCUGUUGGACCACCGGUCCCCCGAUCAGCCCAGGGUUCAGGAGGAGGACCCUGGCAUUGGAGGCAAACCCAGGAAAGGGGAGCACGCGAGGCCAAGCGCAGAGGUAGAAGGUGUGGAGUCGUCGACCAUGGAAGUGGUUCUCGAGGGCUUCCAGCCCACCCUUGCUGGAUCAACGGCCGUCCUCACCGAAGCUUUUGCCCCUGGCCUACAGGAUAAAGGCAAAUCAAUCUUGGGUCUUGAUGUUACCUUGGACCAGGGUCCUUCAGAUGUGGAGGCUGAGCCGAUGACUAUACCCACGACUGGGGCGCAGUCCUUGGGAGAGGUUUGCACUGUCCAACCUGCGCAGCCCAUUAUGGACAAACACGUGGUGAGCUUGGCCCAACCAGCUGAUGCCAAGACUGAUGCCAAUGCCCCUUCUCCCGAGAGACCAUCUGGAGGUCCAAUAGAUGACUUUUUGGUCCUGGAAGAGGAGUCGAAGACGCUGCCUUCCUCUCCUCACGAGACUGCUCAAGUCAUUAAAGAACCUGUCUCGGGCCAGUGUGUGCCUCGAGCUCCAACUGUUCAAACUGCAGCUGCCCUUGACCGCGUUCAGCCUGAGCCAUUGGAGGUGGAUAGUUCCGGGGAAUCCGAGGACACUGUCAUUGAAGAUCUCAAAGGGCCCCCAGGACAGCAGCCCUUGGCCCAGAAGGUAGCCACUGAGCAGCAGCUGCCCAGCAGUUACGGUGGUCUGCAGAACCUGGUUCUCGUCCCGGUCAUCAAUGUCACCGAGAUCGCACAAGAGCAGGGAGUCAGUGACGGAGAGGAGGCGGCGGUCAGCCAUGUGACCAGCGGUGCCAGGGAGACAAGGUGUCAACCUGGAGAUGCCAAAGAUUCCCAGGUGGAGGACCAGGUAGGAUUCGGCAAAGCUUCCAAGGUGGAGGAACAGGUAGGAUUCGGCAAAGCUUCCAAGGUGGAGGACCAGAGAGGAUUCACUGAAGCUUCCAAGGUGGAGGACCAAGUAGGAUUCACCGAAACUUCCAAGGUGGAGGACCUGGUAGGAUUCGGCAAAACUUCCAAGGUGGAGGAACAGGUAGGAUUCGGCAAAGCUUCCAAGGUGGAGGACCAGAGUGGAUUCACCGAAGCUUCCAAGGUGGAGGACCUGGUAGGAUUCGGCAAAGAUUCCAAGGUGGAGGACCUGGUAGGAUUCGGCAAAGCUUCCAAGGUGGAGGACCUGGUAGGAUUCGGCAAAGAUUCCAAGGUGGAGGACCUGGUAGGAUUCGGCAAAGCUUCCAAGGUGGAGGACCAGGUAGGAUUCGGCAAAGAUUCCAAGGUGGAGGACCUGGUAGGAUUCGGCAAAGCUUCCAAGGUGGAGGACCUGGUAGGAUUCGGCAAAGCUUCCAAGGUGGAGGACCUGGUAGGAUUCGGCAAAGAUUCCAAGGUGGAGGACCUGGUAGGAUUCGGCAAAGCUUCCAAGGUGGAGGACCUGGUAGGAUUCACCGAAGCUUCCAAGGUGGAGGACCAGAGAGGAUUCACCGAAGCUUCCAAGGUGGAGGACCUGGUAGGAUUCACUGAAGCUUCCAAGGUGGAGGACCACGUAGGAUUCGGCAAAGAUUCCCAGGUGGAGGACCUGGUAGGAUUUGGCAAAGCUUCCAAGGUGGAGGACCAGGUAGGAUUCACCGAAGCUUCCAAGGUGGAGGACCUGGUAGGAUUCGGCAAAGCUUCCAAGGUGGAGGACCAGGUAGGAUUCACUGAAGCUUCCAAGGUGGAGGACCAGGUAGGAUUCACGAAAGCUUCCAAGGUCGAGGACCUGGUAGGAUUCGGCAAAGCUUCCAAGGUGGAGGACCAGGUAGGAUUCGGCAAAGCUUCCAAGGUCGAGGACCUGGUAGGAUUUGGCAAAGCUUCCAAGGUGGAGGACCAGGUAGGAUUCACGAAAACUUCCAAGGUCGAGGACCUGGUAGGAUUUGGCAAAGCUUCCAAGGUGGAGGACCAUGUAGGAUUCACCGAAGCUUCCAAGGUGGAGGACCUGGUAGGAUUUGGCAAAGCUUCCAAGGUGGAGGACCAGGUAGGAUUCACCGAAGCUUCCAAGGUGGAGGACCUGGUAGGAUUCACCGAAGCUUCCAAGGUGGAGGACCGAGCAGAAGUCCCAGGAGGUCUCCCUGAAGGACAGGCCAAAGGAGAGGCAGCGGGAUUGAUACAUGGAGGAAUCGAGCCUUCGGAAGUGUCACCUCCUCUGACUGUAGGUGACCACCCAUCCGAGGACCGCCAGCCGGCAGCGGAAGGAGCAGGGAGGCACGGGCCAGGGGCCAGCCCCGUGAGCUCACCGGUCCCGCCUCUGCUGGAGAGCCCAGUCCCGGAGAAGUCUGCUCCUCUGCCAUCCUCCUCCCCAGACUUCCGGCCUUUGGCGGAGACGCGAGACUCGGCCGUCUGCCUCGGCGGGAUGGAGCCGGGAGAUCCUUCUGCUCCCCUGCUGGAGAUGAUUCGCAGGUCGGAAAUCCAAAGGGGACAGCUGGCCAGGGAAAAGCAGGCGGUCCCGGUGCCCCCCGCUCCGGAACCGGUCCCAACCCAAUCAGUCAUUGUCACAUCCACCCCCGUCGUCGUGGAGACCCCGUCCAUCGUGGUCAAGCCUCUGAAGCCGCCGGAUGACAAACCCUCGGACCUGCCGGUUGAGGACGAGAUUGGGCCGCUGUCCGGCGCUCCGAGCCGCCCCUCCCCGCAGCCUGAACCCGCCGGUGUGCCGGACGGGGCAGGGGGCCCCCCGUCGGGGACGGUCCAGGAGUCGGAGGAGGGAGGAGCCAUCCCGGGGGGCAGCAUCCCGGCCUUGGAGGAACAGAGGAGCCCCCCUCCUCCUCCCCGGGAUCAGGCGGAGCCAGCAGCCCGGACCCCCACCCUGCCUCUGGCACCCGCUGACAGCGGAGCGGAGCAGAGAGAUCGGGAACCCCCAGAGGCGGUGAUUGGUGGGGAGGAUGCAGAGAGGCGGAGCCAGGCCACAGUGAAGGAUUUGAUCUACUGGAGCGACCCCAAGAAGACGGGCGUGGUGUUCGGUUCGACCCUGACCCUCCUGGUGUCCCUGGCGGUCUUCAGCGUGGUCAGCGUCCUGGCCUACCUCGUGCUUGCUCUCCUCUCUGUCACCAUCAGCUUUCGUGUCUACAAGUCGGUCAUCCAGGCUGUGCAGAAGGUCAACGACGGCAACCCUUUCAAAGUCUACCUGGAGCAGGACAUCACUCUGUCAGCAGACACCUUCCGCAAGUACUGUGACACCACCCUGGUGCAUGUGAACCGGGCUCUGAAGUAUCUGCUCCAGCUGUUUCUAGUGCAGGAUCUGGUCGAUUCCCUCAAGCUUGCAGUCCUGAUGUGGUUGAUGACUUACGUUGGAGCAGUGUUCAACGGCUUAACCCUUCUGAUCCUGGCUGUCCUCCUGACCUUCAGUGUCCCAGCCGUCUACAAGAAGUACCAGAAGGAGAUCGACCACUACGUGGACCUGGUUCAGAAGCAGGUGUGCUGUGCCGUUGGGAAGAUCCAGGAGAAGCUUCCAGGCACAAAAAGGAAGAAUGAGUAACAGCUGGCCUCCUGCUCUGGGGCUUUUCCCCCUACCCCCCCCACCCACCUCUUCCCCCCCCCUUCCCCCGCUGCUAAACCCUUACCCACUUCAUGUGUAUUGGAACGAAACCGCUCGAUGUCUGUGUGCUUGGAUCUGUGCCGCACUUCCAUCCAGCAGUCUGCUGUGACGGACCACAGGGGCUCUGCUCUCGCCUCCCCACCCCCCCCCCCCCCACCCCCCCCCCACACACACAGCUGGGGGUGGGGAAGAAAUGGGGAGCGCGGCUGGUACACCACACAGCUAUCAGUGCCAUAGCUGAACAACAUUCCUUUAUCGGCUUAUGUUGAAAUGAGAUUUUAUAUAUAUGUAUACGUGUAUAUAAACGUGUUAUAAAUUUGUUGUCGAUCUCUGGAACAAACUGUCUGUAAUACCUGCUGUAGAAGUUUACUGAGCAAAUAAGUGGGGGGGAAAUGCUGUUGGCCAAGGCCCCUAUUUAUUGUGGAUGCAAUUUAACGUGUCUUUUCGUUAUGGGAACUGGCCCCAGGAGCGGGAGCAGUGGGGGUGACUGAUGGCAGGAGGACAUUCACUGCGUGUUUUCUGAGUGGCUGUUUGUGCCGUCGAGGAUGUUUUCUCCUUUCUCUCCUCUCACAGGGCAAGAUGUGCAAAGAUCUGGGGACCAGGACAUGCACCCAGUUUGUCUGGGCCCCCCCCACCUUGAUCCUGUUCCCCUUGCGCCCUGGGGGGCUUGUUGUGUGAGGGCUGUGAGAAGUAACACCACCAGUGGAACGUCUGUCACUUCCAUCUGUCCGGGAGGUUUUUGAGUAGCCAACGCCAAGGGAGGGCUCGCCAACCGCAGCAGUUAGUUGAUUCUACAGUUCAUCAGCCAACGCACUCGGGGGGGGGGGCAGUUUCUUUUUGAGAAGGAUGGGGCAGGGAGCAAAAUUGUUUCUGCAGGGCACCGCUUGGCAUUCCUGACGGCCUGAGUGCUUGUGGCUGCUGCACAGUGCUCAAGGGGAUUACCAAGGUGGGCAGCUUUGACUGCUGGACAAUGAACCCCAGGGGCAAGUGGGCAAGAGCAGAACAAGGUGUUUUCAAAUGCCUGUUAUUGCUGUAACUGCAGAGACGGUCGAUUUAAUAGCUUUUGUUUAAAAGAAAACACUUGUUUGUGGUUUGCCACUCUGGGGGUGGGGGUAACACCUCCUUGCCCCCCCCCCAGAGGGCUGACCAUUUGUGUUUCAUCUAAUCUGUGAGUGAGCAGGAGCCCUUCCUUCGGUUCUGUGAACAGCAGGGGACCGAUGCAAGCCCUCCUUCCCUCCACACUCGCCCCAGGGAUGCACAGAGAGAGCCGAGGCUCAGUGUCUGUGUGUGUGUGUGUGUGUGUGUGUGUGUGUGUGUGUGUGUGUGUGUGUGUGUGUGUCCCAGUUUGCCCUGCGUUUCUGGAGCAUGUCCCGCGGCCUGAGAAGUUUCUUGACCUGGUAGAACUGACAGGGUGGGUGUGAGUGCAACUGGGAGUUCCAAGGUGUGUGUGUGUGAGUGUGCAGAGUUAGAUGAAGCAGCUGGCAAGUAGGCAAUUCCCACAGGGAAAGAAACAAGAUUACUGUGAUGUCGUUGAGAAUAAAUUCCAUCCCAGUUGUUUAUACCCUCCUCUGUGUACGUGAGUUCUUUUAAUCCUGUUUCGCCAGUGGAUCCGUCUCUGUGCCCUGCAUCUAAAGUGUGUUGUGUUGGUUGGACCCAGAGCUGCUCCCAACCCCUCCCACACCCCAGUCCGAGGGUUAUACCACCGGCAGUGAACCAAACAGAGAUCAGAUGCCUGAUGGGACAUUAAAACUCUGAUAAUCCACUACUUCGGAAAUCCCAGUGGUUCACCGGGAUCUGUUUUGUUGACGUUAGGGGGGCCGUAUUUGAAGUAUUGUGUUGCGUUUUGGUCGCCCUGCUGUGGGAAAGAUGUCCUUGAGCUGGAGAACGUGCAGAUGGAGAUUUACGAGGAUGUUGCCGGGAGUGAGUUAUGGAGAGAGGUUAGGCAGGUGUGUAAAAUCAUGAGGGGCGUUGAUAGAGGGAAUGUGCGCAGUCUUUUCCCCAGGGUUGGGGAAUCAAGAACUAGAGGGCACAGGUUUAAGGUGAGAGGGGGGAGAUUUAAUAGUAACCUGAGGGGCAACUUCUUCACCCAGAGGGUGGUCCGUAUGUGGAACGAGCUGCCAGAGGAAGUGGGUGAGGCAGGGACACUAACAACAUUUAAAGGUACAGGGAUGGGAAAGGUUUAGAGGGAUAUGGGCCAAAUGCGGGCAAAUGGGACUGGCUUAGAUGCGCAUCUGGGUCAGCAGUGGACCGGUUGGGCCGAAGGGCCUGUUUCCGCACUCCUGACUCACGAGCUAUUUUUUAACUCACUGUGGCCCCAGUUCCUGUCACUUUAACCUCCGGUCACUGUAAAUUCGCCUGGUUCAUUGGAAAAAUGUAUUAUACUACUGUGUAACAUCCUAAAAUAAAAGUAUUCGUAAAAGUA